Molecule: messenger RNA, 495 nt
Organism: Pogona vitticeps (central bearded dragon)
Lineage: Eukaryota; Metazoa; Chordata; Lepidosauria; Squamata; Agamidae
Source: RefSeq, a predicted model, not a curated record
GCAGGUCGGAGCCUUGCCCCGAGGAGCAAGCAGCCGAGGCUGCCCUGAGACGGGCUUUGUGAGGACGCUCGGAGGGCAACGCUGUCAUGAAAAGCGAACUCAUGGACUGAUCCGCUUCCGUCCCGCAGGGUUCAGCCUCAGUUCCAUCUACACCUGCGUUCUGCACGGCAGUUACUUCCUCCUGGCGGCCCUCAUCAUGACGUUCCUGCAGAUCCCCGGCCUCCCACGUGCCGUGCUGCUCAUCCUGGUCGUGGCGAACGCCCUCUUUGAGCUCAACCAAGGCCUUUCCUGGGGGUUUCAUUCUCUCACCAGCCUCUUGGUGUUCACGGUGGCAGGCGACUGGGUGCUCAGAAGAUUCUUCCAGAGUGCUCUGAGGAGGAAACGCAUCUCCCUUCAACCGUCUCUGUCAUUUCCCCAGAAAAUGCCGGGCGCGCACCCUCACGAAGCGGAUCUGAAACAUGCCAAGCGCUGCCGCGUCACUUCCACUCCUGAAAG